AUGUCACGACGUCGGCCGCGCAACACCAGCAAUAGUCAACAACAAUCUACGCUACCGCAAUCAUCCCCUUCACCCAGAUCAUUAAAUCACCUUACAUCAAUCUCGCAACUAUGGACUCUACCUCGUGCAACAUUGCUUCUAAUCAAUCCAAUUCUCGCCUCAACUGUUCUCCAGGUAUCUCCUUGCUACAUAGAGCCCGUUUACGGAAAUGUCUUUCCCAACCUCUAUUUUCAUGAAUCUUGCCUAAUUUCCUUAAUCCUCGGUGCCAUUUUCGGCAUGGGUUAUGUGGUCAAAACAAAAUCGCUUCAUCCAAAAAUAAGAGAUAACAAAAUCGCCGAAGCAAUUGUGCGUGACAUAGAUUGGUGUGGAGCGUUCUUCGCCAUGUCACCACUAUUGUUAAGAAAAUUAUUUACUCUAAGCGGCAUACUAGGUCCACAUGUAGGGCCACACGUGACUCAACUUGGGUUGGCCUACCCUAUAAUGUUUUUAUUGGGAUUUCUGAAUUCAGUUGCAUGCGCCCGAACGUCAGGAGAACACCUUUUUCCAAAUGUUAGAUGGCUUUCGUUUAUUCUCACAUACAUCGGGGCCAGCGUUUCAUUGACAUUUGUGUUAUACAGUGUUGUCGCCAGAGGGCGUUCGUGCCAUCGAUUAUAUUUUGCGGGACUGGCGUUAGUGCUUGUGAGUGCAAUGUUCAAAUUGUUGUGGAAUAUUUAUGGGGAGGUAAAUUUGGUUGAAGAUGCAGGACAACGAAAGAGGAACGAGAAAUUCGGAACAACGGCGUCAACGAGAAUAAAGAGCUUGAGCAUUAUGCUGAUACCGCAGAUUUUAGUGAUCUUUUUAUCGGUCUAUAAUGCGAACUUCAAUCCUCAUUGUAAUUCAACAAUACUUCAGAAUAUAGUGGUUGGUAAAACACAAUACUCGAUCCUUGCGAGGAAUGAUUCGAUCACUGGAUGGAUUGAAGUAUUAGAAGAGUCACAUCCUCGCAAUAUUCGAGUGAUGCGGGCAGGGCAUUCUCUGUUAGGUGGCGUUUAUCGAGAAACCCAGGAUUCCAUUUAUGGAUCCUUCUAUUUAAUGGAAGCUGUCCGGUUAGUUGAAAGAAGUAAACAAGAUGGGCAAGAACGAGCUUUACAGAUCGGCCUAGGAAUAGGCGUGUCAGCUUCCUCACUUCAACGUCAUAAUGUCCUUUUAGACAUAGUCGAAUUAGAUCCCGCGGUGUACGAAUAUGCGAAAAAAUAUUUUCAUUUGGAAAAACGCCACGAAAUAUAUCUUCAGGAUGGUAGAAAAUUCAUAAAUAAUGCCGAUUCCGGAAAAUAUGAUUAUGUGUUGCAUGAUGUGUUUACAGGAGGAUCGGUGCCUUCGGCGUUAUUUUCGGUAGAAGCGUUAGAACAGAUUAAGAGGGUGAUGAAGGAAGGUGGCAUAUUGGCUUUAAACUUUGUUGGAUCAGAGAGAUGGCCACAGGCCGAAAGUUUAGCAUUAGUAUCGAACACCAUAAGAUCGGUAUUUCCGUACAUUAAAUGUUUUAAAGAAGGGGCACAAGAAGGAUCAUUUCAAAAUAUGGUUUUCUUUGCUUCCACACGCGAAUUGAAGUUCCGACCUCCUGUUGAAGCCGACUUUCUGAACAGUGAAAUGCGGAGAUUCAUGUUGAAGAAUUUCAUGGAAUGGCCAGUAAACUUGAAAAAAUAUCGAAAUGUUACUGGAAUGAUAACAGAAGCGAGUAAUCCACUUGAUAGAUUACAACAGGGCUCGGCGUUGGAACAUUGGGUAAUUAUGAGAGGAUUGUUCCCGAUAGAUGUAUGGAUAAAUUAUUAA
Messenger RNA from Acaulospora morrowiae, 1809 nucleotides. Lineage: Eukaryota; Fungi; Glomeromycota; Glomeromycetes; Diversisporales; Acaulosporaceae. The record is from the annotation of a GenBank genome assembly.